AUGAGGGUCAUAAAUAUAUACAAGUGUUAUCUAUGCGAACAAAUCUUACCUUAUUUAUUAUAUCAAGUUUUGCUUUGUUUGGUGGUCGUAGUUCUGGCUGACCAGAGCUCACACGUUAGCAUCAGUCUGGGCGGUGCUCAUGCUGUCAGCCAUCACAGCUCCUCUCACCACGCACGGCCUUCGUACCACCAUCAACCUACCUACCACCCACAGCCAUCCUACCAUCCCCAACCUUCGUACCACCCUGUUCCCGCUUAUCAUCCACAGCCUUCCUAUAAGCAUGGACACGAGCCUGCUGUGCCAGCAUGUGCUGCCAACACAACCAAACCAUGGUGCCUCGAGGACGCUCACUAUCCCAUCUACGAGAUCAAACACGCUGCCGAGCACCACUACGAGAAGCUGACGUAG
This is a messenger RNA of Penaeus indicus, 408 nucleotides long. Its product is annotated as histidine-rich glycoprotein-like. The transcript has 2 exons. NCBI's taxonomy places the organism in Eukaryota, Metazoa, Arthropoda, Malacostraca, Decapoda, Penaeidae. The record is from RefSeq and is a predicted model, not a curated record. Bases 1 to 408 code for a protein of 135 amino acids.